UGCUAUCACUGUUUCGUUCGUUCCGAUUCGGCGAUUCCUUCCAGUCUUCCACUCUCUCUUCCCUUUUCCAUCUACAGUUCUACACCAUCUCUUUGUUCUUACUCUUAUUGUCCAGUUAGUGAUCAGGGCUUUAGGUUUGGGGUUUGAUGCCUCGAGUUCUUCAGAUCUCAACCUGCCCGACUACAGCGCACGAUAAUUUAUAGGUUUUAAGUUUUCUUUAUUCUUUUUGUCUCCGGUUUGCUUCAUAUCGAUUUGUGUGCUCUCCCAUGGCUUCUUCCGGGAAUCCUAAUCAGCCUGGACCAUUUGAAAUGCAGAAGUUCUUCAAACCCUCCAAUCCUACGCCGCCAAAUCCCAACAAUAUUAACACAUCACCAUUUCCACCAUCUUCUUAUCCUCCACCUCCUUCUUCUUAUCCUCCGCCCACCGGCCCUUUCUCCUAUCCACCUCAAACCACCCUAUUCCAUCACCAUUAUCUCCCUUAUGGACAAGACCAACUUUCUAACGUGCACCAGCAGAGGCCCAUCUCUUAUCCCACUCCCCCUUUGCAGCCUCCUCCUCACCUCCCUUCUCCAAACCCUAAUCCUGGAGCAAGACUGAUGGCUCUACUAAGCACUAACACACCAGCUAAUAUGGAAUUGCCUCCUCAAGCGAUACCUUCGCCCUCAACAGUGUCUGCAUCGUCUGGCACUUCUGAAUUCCCGAUGCACAUCAACCCUCCGAUCUUGCCGGUUAUGCUGUCGGCUCCGCCCGUCAACCCGGCGAUCCCCCCACCCACCCCUAUGCGGUUGCCAAGCAGCAAGCUACCGAAGGGGCGGCAUUUGACCGGCGACCAUGUGGUGUAUGACGUGGACGUAAGGUUGCAGGGCGAGGUUCAGCCUCAGCUCGAGGUCACUCCGAUCACCAAGUACGUUUCAGAUCCCGGACUCGUUUUGGGCCGUCAGAUUGCUGUUAAUAGGACGUACAUAUGUUAUGGACUAAAGUUGGGGGCUAUACGGGUCCUCAACAUAAAUACAGCCUUGAGAUCUUUGCUUCGAGGUCACACUCAGAGGGUUUCAGACAUGGCUUUUUUUGCUGAGGAUGUUCAUCUUUUGGCCAGUGCGAGCAUAGAUGGGAGAGUUUUUGUAUGGAAGAUUAAUGAAGGUCCAGAUGAAGAAGAUAAGCCACAAAUUACAGGAAAAAUUGUUAUUGCCAUUCAAAUACUUGGAGAGGGGGAAUCAGUACAUCCACGAAUCUGUUGGCACUGUCACAAACAAGAAGUUCUAGUAGUUGGUAUUGGAAAGCGUGUGCUGAAAAUUGAUAUGACCAAAGUUGGAAAAGGGGAAAUAUUUUCAGCGGAGGAACCUCUUAGAUGCCCCAUUGACAAACUGAUUGAUGGAGUACAGUUGGUUGGUAAACAUGAUGGAGAGGUGACUGAGUUAUCAAUGUGCCAGUGGAUGACUACUCGUUUGGCUUCAGCAUCAAUGGAUGGCACGGUAAAGAUAUGGGAAGACCGUAAGACGGUACCCCUUGUGGUACUAAGGCCACAUGAUGGUCAACCAGUUGACUCGGUUACAUUCUUAACUGCACCUCACCGCCCAGAUCACAUUAUUCUCAUCACAGCGGGACCAUUGAACCGGGAAGUGAAAAUAUGGGUCUCAGCAAGUGAAGAAGGGUGGCUGCUGCCUAGUGAUUCGGAAUCAUGGAAGUGUACUCAGAUUUUAGAUCUAAAGAGUUCUGAGGAACCUCGACUUGAGGAAGCUUUCUUUAAUCAAGUAGUAGCAUUGCCUCGUGCAGGCCUUCUUUUACUUGCAAAUGCUAAGAAGAAUGCUAUAUAUGCUGUACAUAUAGAAUAUGGUCCAUACCCAGCAGUGACCUGCAUGGAUUAUAUUGCUGAAUUUACUGUUACCAUGCCUAUUCUCAGUCUGACUGGAACAGGUGAUUGCUUACCUGAUGGAGAACAUGUUGUUCAGGUUUACUGUGUCCAGACACAGGCUAUUCAGCAGUAUGCUUUGGACUUGUCUCAGUGCUUACCACCACCUUUGGAGAAUAUGGGGCUAGAGAAGACAGAACCCAGUGUUUCUUGUGCUUUAGAAGCAACUGCCUCAGAUGGGUUUUCACUGGAACCAUCUCUUGGAAGCACUCCUGUUGAGGUGCCUUUAGGAAGUGCAUCACCCAAACCUGCUAGACAUCCUGUGAUUCCAGAUUCUUCUGAGGCUUCAAGCUUGCAUGAACUGACUUCUUCAGGUGUGGAAUUUAAGUCAACUUCGUUGCUAACCGCAACUUCUGAAGCUGAUAAUUAUCAUAUUGCUUCACCACCACUUCCUUUGAGUCCCAGGUUGUCUGGAAAAAUGCUGGGUUUUAGAAGUCCAUCAAAUAACCUCGAGCCUGGUACCCCACUUGGUGAUCAUGGUAGUGACCAACCAGUUCUUGAUUAUUUGGUUGAUAGGAGAGUGGAUAGUGUUCACUCAAAUUUGUCUGGUGUUACUUCCCCAGAUGAUAACUCCCGAAAGGAUGAAAAAAAUGUUGCACAAAAUGAUAUUUUGAUGGUGCCUAAUCCUCCUACGGUGUUCAAACAUCCAACUCAUUUAAUAACUCCUUCAGAGAUACUAUCAAUGACAGUUUCAUCUUCUGAGAGUGUUCAGGUCUGUCAGAGUGUAAAAAGGGACGAGUUAAAGGUUCAAGAUGUGAUUGUCAACAAUGAGGUAGAGAGUGUAGAGGUGGAGGUUAAAGUUGUAGGUGAGACUGGAUCCAGUCAGAAUGAUGAUUUUGAUUCCCAGAGAGUACCCCGUAUUCUUGUUGCAGAGAAAAAGGAGAAAUCCUUUUGCUCCCAGGCAUCAGAUCUUAGUGUUGAGAUGGCUAGGGAAUGUUGUGCAUUGUCCACUGAGAUUUUUAGCAUGGAAGGGACUCAGCAAGUUGAUGAUGCUAGUGUUUCUGAAACAUUAGACCGAGGCCCAAAUGCCAGUGAGCAGGAAAUCCAAGAUUCUUCCAAGGAUGUGGAUGGAAAAGUUGCUGAGUCGACUAUGGAUACAACAGUUCCACAGUCCCCAGUUCCAGCUACAAAAGGCAAGAAGCAGAAGGGGAAAAACUCUCAAGUCUCUGGUCCAUCUUCCCCUUCUCCAAGCUCUUUCAAUUCUACAGAUUCUACAAAUGAACCUGGUAGCAGUUCAAGUAUUCCUUCUACGGAUGCAGCUUUUUCUCAGAUUCUAGCUAUUCAGGAGAUGCUGAAUCAGCUAACGACCAUGCAGAAACAGCUGUCAGUGAUGGUGGCUGUCCCAGUUACAAAAGAAGGCAGAAGACUUGAGGCGGCCCUUGGCAGGAGCAUGGAAAAAGUUGUUAAAGCCAAUACUGAUGCUUUGUGGGCUCGUUUCCAAGAGGAGAAUGUCAAACAUGAGAAAUCAGAAAGGGAGCGUCUGCAGCAGACAACCAGUUUGAUAUCCAACUCAAUGAACAAGGACUUCCCAUUCCUUCUGGAGAGAACGCUAAAGAAGGAAAUAGCUUCAGUAGGGCCAACUGUAGCUCGUGCUAUUACUCCAGUUGUGGAGAAAGCAAUUUCUUCUGCAAUAGUGGAGUCAUUCCAGAGAGGGGUAGGAGACAAGGCAGUGAGUCAGUUGGAAAAGUCCGUUAAUUCUAAACUUGAAGCUACUGUGGCUAGACAAAUUCAAGCACAGUUUCAGACAUCAGGGAAACAAACUCUUCAGGAUGCAUUAAGGUCUAGUUUGGAAGCUUCUGUUAUUCCAGCUUUUGAGAUGUCAUGCAAAACCAUGUUUGAGCAAGUUGAUGCUGCAUUCCAGAAAGGGAUGGCUGAACAUACAACUGCAGUUCAGCAGCAGUUUGAAUCUGCACAUUCUUCAUUGGCGCUUGCUUUGAGGGAUGCCAUUAAUUCAGCUUCAUCAAUCACCCAAACUCUAACUGGUGAAUUUGCUGAUAGCCAGCGCAAACUCCUAGCUCUUGCAGCUGCAGGGGCUAACUCAAAAGCUGUAAAUCCCUUGGUUACACAAUUAAGCAAUGGACCGUUGGGUGGUCUCCAUGAUAUGGUAGAGGUGCCUCUGGAUCCAACCAAAGACAUCUCAAGGUUGCUAUCAGAACGCAAAUAUGAAGAAGCAUUCACUGCAGCAUUACAAAGAAGUGAUGUCUCCAUCGUAUCCUGGUUAUGUUCUCAGGUUGAUUUCAAGGGUAUUUUGUCAAUGAUGCCUCGUCCUUUGAGCCAAGGAGUUUUGCUUUCCCUUCUUCAGCAGUUGGCCUGUGAUAUCGGCAAAGAAACAUCCCGGAAGUUGUCAUGGAUGACAGAUGUGGUUAUUGUCAUUAACCCAACGGACUCGAUGAUUGCAAUGCACGUAAGACCCAUCUUUGAGCAGGUCUAUCAGAUAUUGGCCCAUCACUGCACCAUCCCAACUGUCAAUGCUGCUGAUGCUGCAAGCAUUAGAAUUGUCAUGCACAUCAUAAACUCCAUGUUGAUGAGCUGUAAAUGAUGCCCGUCUUUUCUAUAAUGUGUGCAGAAUUGGCAUUCAACUUUUGGUGUGUAGUUGGGGACUGUAGGAGGGUUUGUACAGAGUACUAGGAAUUUCUGUGGGUUACUUGCUGCAUAGAGUUAGGAAUGUGAUUAUGUAAAAGUAGAUCAUCCCCCCCCUUAUAAAGUUUCGCUUUGGCUUCAAAUGCAUUUUCAGUAACUUAAUUUUCUCAUAUAGACUGACCUUUCGAAUAUCUGUAGGUUUCUGUCAGAUUGUUCUGUACAUCUGUAGAAUAUAGGUUUAUCAUGCACGUCGAUAUAACAUUGUGUCAGGCUGGGUGGGCAUGCUCUAUCAUAUAUCAUCCAGGUACGAAUCACAUUCAUGUUCCAGAUGUGUGCGUUGGUAGUUUGGCAUGAGAAGGUAACAGUUUUUUUUUUUU
Nelumbo nucifera (sacred lotus) is the source of this 4866-nucleotide messenger RNA. RefSeq names its product enhancer of mRNA-decapping protein 4-like. The record is from RefSeq and is a predicted model, not a curated record. Gene Ontology annotation, biological process: deadenylation-independent decapping of nuclear-transcribed mRNA. Gene Ontology annotation, molecular function: protein binding. Gene Ontology annotation, cellular component: P-body. NCBI's taxonomy places the organism in Eukaryota, Viridiplantae, Streptophyta, Magnoliopsida, Proteales, Nelumbonaceae.